This is a messenger RNA of Sphaerodactylus townsendi, 3380 nucleotides long. Its product is annotated as cytochrome P450 1B1-like. The record is from RefSeq and is a predicted model, not a curated record. The transcript has a single exon. Gene Ontology annotation, biological process: hormone biosynthetic process; progesterone metabolic process. Gene Ontology annotation, molecular function: steroid 17-alpha-monooxygenase activity; iron ion binding; heme binding. Lineage: Eukaryota; Metazoa; Chordata; Lepidosauria; Squamata; Sphaerodactylidae. Bases 136 to 1761 code for a protein of 541 amino acids.
GGGGCUCUACUCCAGUCAAGGUCGUUCAACACCUGAAAACGACCCGUCUACUCUUCCCCCGCCCCUGCGCCCCCGGCACGCGGCGGGACUGUCCUCGGAGAAGCCCCCCCCCCCCCGGCUGCCCUGCCGACCGCGAUGGGGGAACCCGGUGGCCCGGUGCGGGAGCCGGCCCCGUUGCUCCAGGGCGCCGUCCGGCUGCUGCUGCUGGCCUGCCUGGCUGGGCUGUUGCUGUGCCUGUGGUGGGCGCGGCGGAGGGGGGCGCGGCGGGCCAAGGGUCCCCCCGGGCCGGCGGGGUGGCCGCUGUUGGGCAACGUGCUGCAGCUGGGCCGCCUGCCGCACCUGACCUUCUGCGAGCUGGCGCGGCGCUACGGGGACGUCUUCGGGCUGCGGCUGGGCGUGCGCGCCGUCGUGGUGCUGAACGGCGAGGCGGCCAUCCGGCGGGCGCUGGUGCAGCGGGGCGGGCUGUUCGCGGGCCGGCCGGACUUCCCCUCCUUCAGGCUGGUGUCCGGCGGGCGCAGCGUGGCCUUCGGGCGCUACACGGAGCGCUGGCGGGCGCAGCGGCGGGUGGCACAGGCUACGCUGCGCGCUUUUUCCACGGCCGCCGGCGCCGGCGCGCCCAGCAAGCGGCUCCUGGAGCAGCACGUGGCGGCCGAGGCGCAGGAGCUGAUCGACGGGCUGGUGGCGCGGAGCCGGGGGGGCGCCUUCGCGGACCCGGCGCCGCUGCUGACCGUGGCCAAUGCCAACGUGAUGUGCGCCCUCUGCUUCGGGCAGCGCUACGGCCACGACGACGCCGAGUUCCGGGCGCUGCUGGGCAGGAACGACCGCUUCGGGCAGACGGUGGCGGCGGGCAGCCUGGUGGACGUGCUGCCCUGGCUGCAGGCCUUCCCCAACCCGGUGCGCCGCGUCUUCCGCGACUUCCAGGCGCUCAACCGCGAGCUGCACGACUUCGUGCGCGCCAAAGUGGCGCAGCACCGGCGCACCUUCCUCCCGGGCGCCUCCCCGCGCCACAUCAGCGACGCCAUCCUGGAGCGCAUGGAGCACGGGCCCGGCGCGCAGCAGCAGGGCCUGGCGGGCGACUACGUGGAGGGCACCCUCACCGACCUCUUCGGCGCCGGCCAGGACACCACCUCCACCGCCCUGGCCUGGGUGCUGCUGCUGCUCCUCAAGCACCCGGCGCUCCGGCGGCAGCUGCAGCAGGACCUGGACCGCGUGGUGGGCCGCGCCCGGCUGCCCACCGCCGACGACCGCGCCGCCCUGCCGCGCCUGGAGGCCUUCCUCUACGAGACGCUCCGCUACAGCAGCUUCGUGCCGCUCACCAUCCCGCACGCCACCACCGCCGACGUGCUCCUGGACGGCUUCCACAUCCCCAAGGACACGGUGGUGUUCGUCAACCAGUGGUCGGUCAACCACGACCGGCUCCGCUGGAAGGACCCGCACGUCUUCGACCCGGCGCGCUUCCUGGACGCCCGCCAGGAGACCCUCGACCGCGACCUCGCCUGCCGCGUGCUGGUCUUCUCGCUGGGCCAGAGGCGCUGCAUCGGGGACCAGCUGGCCAAGCUCCAGCUCUUCCUCUUCACCGCCAUCCUCCUGCAUCAGUGCGAGGUGGAGGCCAACCCCGCCGAGCAGCUCACCAUGGACUGCGAGCACGGCCUGGCCCUCAAGCCCAGGCCCUACACCGUGGCCGUGAGGAGGCGAGGCGGCCCUCCCCAAGCCCCCCGCGGGGAGGAGAGGCCGGCAGGAGUCGCGGGUGGACCCUCUUAGGGGGCUGGGCUGGGCUGCCUUCCCAGAGACACGGGGGAGCCCCCUGGGACAAGAGGAGCCUACGAAAUGGGUGCCUGGAUCCCAUCGCCAGCUUUGGCUUUUGACCGGCUUCUGCUGCUGUGCUGGAUGGGCAUCCUUUAGCAGGUGAUGAUGAUGGCCCUGGAAAGCUUCUGGCUCAGAUGUUGGCAUAUUUUUAGGCUACUGUUGAAGGCACAGAAACAGACCAGGCUUUUUGCAGAUUUUGCAACCAAACACUUCUUCUGUUCUGUUCCUCCAGCACUUGCUCAGAUAUCUCAGCUCCCCCCACCCCCCCUUACCUCCAGAGUUCAGUCAAACUUUCCUAAAGUGGAAGCCUUGUAGAACAGUUGUGACAGAAAUAGCAGGCAUUCUGUGGCUAUUCUGUGGAUGUGUAGGGAAAGGCAAACCUAUUCCCUUCUGGGCAGCUGGGGUAUUCUGAAAUAACUUUUUCACACCUGUGCUGCCCCAGGGCUGAUGGUGUUAAUCCCGUGUGGAAGGGUUUGCCUAUGUAAGAGGAAUGUUGUAACACAGACAGGGAAAGUCAUGAAGGCUGAAAGAAUCCCUUUAACUCAAGAGGGUCACCGUUUGAAUUAAAUGUGAUGUUGGCGAGGCAGAUAAGUCACCCACUUCCUAAAGGAGACACCUGCCAGGUGAGUUCAAAUGUCAGGGUAAACACUUUUCAAUCCGGUCUCCCUCGAGAAAAUGUAUCCUUGGUCCCCAGGCCAGGCUGCACUUCAAGCAUAGACAGUGGAAGGUAAAAGAAAAAAACAGCAUGGUGGGGUGGGGUGGGGUGGGGGAGUUUGGAGAGAAAAAGCCAUCCUUGCUUGGGGACAAUGUGGAGUCCAGAAGCAGCUUGAGGGGAUGCUGACCCUUCUUCCUUUCCACCCCCCAUGCCUGCUAGGAUUUUUCUUUCCUCCUUUUCAGACACAUGUUUGCAGCAACCUUUUGCUUGCACCGCCGCAGGAGGCCAGGGAGUUGUCUUGGGAAAGUGGCAGGGGAGGAAAGGGUACAGUCUCCUGACUCCCACACUUCUUCUCUGCUCCAAAUCACCCACUUCUGAAACUAUUUUCUUACAAAAGAAACAAAAAAGGAGCCUUGUGUCACCUUGAAGACCAACAAAAUUUUAAUCCCAUAUAAGCUUGUGGGACUCUUUCAGACACUCCUUCAGACACUCCUUCUGCACUGAGAAGACCUUUUUUGGAGGAGGAACAGGAAAACAAAUCAACAUAGAGGCUGUGAAAUGUAAGAGUCGCAGAAUGGAAUGUAAUUAUGUAAAAUACAAAUAUUAUUCACAUGCUUGGCUAAACUAGGGCCUGUAAUUAGUAAGUAACCCUGGGGUUUGUUUAGAUGGUCAGUUAUAAUAAAAUGAAAAUCAGCCAUGGUUCAACCUAGGAGGGCGGGGGAAGAGCAGUGUGAAGGUUUUCCUUCAGAGAAGCUGCUCUUGGGGGUUAACUUCAUCUGUUUGAGUGACUUUCUCUGCUAAAGUGCUGGCAUAGCUGUCUGUUAUUAUUCCAGUGGCAAUAGAGUUCUGUAAUCAUCUUUCUUGAAGCACAGAAGUGAGUGAUGUUAGCAACUUUGUCAGUUCCAGUUAAAGCUGAAAU